GUUAUUUGAUAACGCAAAUGGCGGCCAAAAAUCAAUUUUGAAUUGUGACAGUCGGAUUUCAUAAUUCUGUUGUAUGAGGAAAAUACAUUAUUUACUUAGCAUUUAGUAAAAAAAUACGGAAUUCAUAGCUUUUAUUUGUAUGAGGAUGGUUUCAUUAGUAACGGCUUUAUCAGUUUCGUAGUGUUCGUAAAUUAAUGCGCGUUAAAGUGUACUUUGCCGAUACUUAUUGGACGAUGAUGUAAGAAAUUGAAGGUCCUUCAAGCUUUUGUGUGCGCAGCCUGUAUUGUUUUCGUGUCGGUUCAGGGUUUAAACGUAUUUGAACCAUGGAAGGCGAAGAAAGUGGCGUAGGAAACGCCGAAAAAGAUGAUUACGAGAGUAGCUCGCAUUCCACGCCGCAAGAACACAAAUCUUUUGCAGAGUUCGCGAAAGAUAAACUCGACAGCGCUGGCAGGGAGCUGCGAAGGCGUCUGCCCAUGGCAGGUCAGCUUGGCGCACGGCUGAUGCAUCCCAGAAGACUCCUUCUGCAAUCCACACCAACACAGCAGACUGAUGUUGUUUUAAUAUUCCCUAAAGGAUUACCAGACAGUAUGCUGCUAUGGUUGCUGCAGAAGCUGCGCGGCAGUCGGCCUCGUUUGCGCGUGUGCGUGAGGCAGCACGCGUCUUCGCAGUGCUCUGCGUUCUAUAUCACUGCCGAUGACGAUGUACUGUUGCAAACCGCUGAAGAGAUCCAUCUGCCGAAGUUACUGAAACCGGAAUUCGGAGGCGGCUACAAGGAGUUCACCGUACGGGACAUGCAUUGCUUCCAGAAGGGCGCGAGCGCGGCAGAGUUACUGAGUUCGCAGGAGCGCGGCGCAUUGGUGAAGCACGCGCUGGAGGCGGCGCGCGCCGAGCCCGGCGACGAGCGCGCGCUCGAGCCCGCGCUCACGCUGCGCGCCGGACAGAGCAUCGUGCCGGCGUGCGUGAGCCGCGGCGUAGUGGCCAGCAUGUUCCCGCUUCACGAGAGGACCGCUUUAGAAAACUUGAGAAGGAAGUGGGUCAAAACGUUUUUCUCACCGCAACCUUUAGAUGAAAUAAGUGAAUAUUUCGGUGUGAAGAUAGCAAUGUAUUUCGCUUGGCUCGGACACUACACACAGUCGUUAACUGUGCCUGCUGUGGUCGGUUUUAUAUUUUGGAUAUGGCUGGGCACAGCGAAUGAGAGCUGGAAAGACAUAGCAUACGUUUUAUUUUCGUUGUUCAACGUGUUGUGGGCGUGCGUUUAUUUGGAAACUUGGAAGAGGUACUCCAACGUACUCGCGUACAGAUGGGGCACGCUGGAUCAGAGGGAUGACUUGUUAGUGGAGCCCCGACCGCUUUUUCAGGGCGAGAUGAGCACGUCGCCGGUGACGGGCCGGCCCGAGCCGCAGUACGCGGCGUGGCGCCGGCGCGUGUGGCGCCACUGCGUGUCCGUGCCGCUCAUGCUGCUGUGCCUCAGCGUCGCCGCAGCGGCCACCUUCGCGCUGCUCAGGGCGCAGGACUGGUGGGAGAGUAAGAUAAUGUACCUGACGUGGAUACCGCGCGCAUUGCUCGCUAUAAUGAUCGCGGUAGAAGAGGAGGUGUACGCACGGAUCGCGCGGUGGCUCAACGACAAAGAAAAUUAUCGACUCGAGACAAAAUAUGAGAACCACCUGAUUGUGAAAAUAUCGUUGUUUCAAUUUGUGAACUCGUUCAUGAGUUUGUUUUACAUCGCGUUUUAUCUUCAGGAUAUGGAUAAGUUGAAAGAGCAACUGGCGGUGUUGCUCAUAACUCGUCAGGUUAUUGGCAAUCUGAAGGAAUCCGCGUUGCCGUAUCUGAUAGAGAACUUGAGACUGGCCAAGAUGUGCGUGGACGUGUUCGGGGCGCUGAGCCCUACGAAAGCGCCAACAUCAACUCAACUGACGGAUAUGUUCGAUAAGAAAACGGAUUCUGCAAGCGAGUCGCCCGAGAACAGUAUUGUUAACGGAGGCGCUGAGAAACCGAAGGACGAGAAGAAAGAAACCGAAUCGCCUGUGGGACAGAAGGUUAUACACCAGGCAGAACUGGAGUCGCAGUUGUUUAAGUAUGAGGGCACGUUCGCGGAGUACCUGGAGAUGCUGACGCAGCUGGGCCACGUGGUGCUGUUCUCGUCCGCGUUCCCGCUGGCGGCGCUGUGCGCGUUGCUCAACAACGCGGCGGAGGUGCGCGCCGACGCGUUCAAGUUGUGCCACGUCGCGCAGCGGCCUUUCGGCGACAGAGUCAACUCCAUCGGCAGCUGGCAGCACGCGAUGGAAGCGA
This is a messenger RNA of Manduca sexta (tobacco hornworm), 2289 nucleotides long. It is a transcript of the gene wwk, whose product is annotated as anoctamin-8. Gene Ontology annotation, cellular component: plasma membrane. Lineage: Eukaryota; Metazoa; Arthropoda; Insecta; Lepidoptera; Sphingidae. Gene Ontology annotation, molecular function: chloride channel activity. The record is from RefSeq and is a predicted model, not a curated record. Gene Ontology annotation, biological process: chloride transmembrane transport.